Cimex lectularius (bed bug) is the source of this 1682-nucleotide messenger RNA. RefSeq lists its product as uncharacterized. Bases 1037 to 1645 code for a protein of 202 amino acids. NCBI's taxonomy places the organism in Eukaryota, Metazoa, Arthropoda, Insecta, Hemiptera, Cimicidae. The transcript has 6 exons. The record is from RefSeq and is a predicted model, not a curated record.
AAAUAAAUUUUAUCAAUAGAUAAAGAAGGAAAUACUUAAAAAAAAGUCCAAAAUUAUUACUAACGUAACAAUGUUUAAAUGCAUGUAUUAACUUGUAAAUUCUAACAGAUAAAAACACUUGUAUUAUUUUUAGGAGAGGAGGAAAUCUAUUUUUUGAAAAGGGCAUCAGUUCACUAGAGAACAUCCAUAGGCAUGUUCACGUGGCUUAGAUCUCUUGCUUCUUGUGCCCCGGGUUAUCUCCCUCAAGAGGCAUAGUGACUUUAUACAGGAAAAAGAGCUUAAUUGAAUAAUUGCUACAGUUUGAGGAGUGGUGUGUCCCUGGCUUACAAUUGGAUUUUAUUGCUCAGUUUACAAUCCGAGGGAGGAUCAUUGUUGCGGUGUAGGUCAUAGUGAUGGUGGUUAGCUGGAGGCCCUUUUGGAGACCCUCAGGACUUAACUUCCAAACUUAGGCCUGGGACUGAUGAUUGAUAUCACUACUUAAGGCUGAACUUACGAUCAGUUUUAUGUUCAACAUACAAUCUUUAUAGAGGAGAGGAACGUUGUCGGAUUGGGUCGUAGGUUAUGAAGGCAGUGAAUCGCUUGAGAUCCUUUUCAGAUGUACAUCUACAUAGUUAACAGGGUGUGGGAGACAGUGUAUGAACUAUAUUUAAGGGGAAUUUCCAUUUCCUUUGUAUAGAUUCCAAGUCACACAGGAAUAAAAAACAACGAACGGGCAGACGUUGCUGCUAAAACAGCCCUGCGCUUACCUGAAUCUGAGCAGCCCGUGUGUGCAAAGGUCUCGUUUCAACCUUCAGAAGAGAGAUAUUAAAAAAAAUGGGAAUCUGAAUGGAUGAAUAUUGGAGACAACAAACUAAAAAAGAUAAAAGACAGCAUUCAUCCCUGGGAAACUUCCUAUCAAACGAAUAGGAGGGAAGAGGUUAUCAUCUGCCGACUCAGAAUUGGACACACAAGAAUCACACACGGGUUCUUGAUGAAAGGUAUUUAGACAGAUAUUUUCCAUAUCUUUGUAAGCAAUUAACAAAUUUGAAAAAAAAAAAUGUCUGAACGAAAGAAAAGGCAAAGUAUUUUAAAAAAGUGCCAACCUACUGUUGAGAAGCUCAUAGAGGAUUUAAGAAACAAAAAAGAAUUGGAUUCAUUUCAUGUUGAUCCUUCUGAUGAGAGCGUAAUAAUGAAGACGAUAAAUGCAAGCACGUUAAAAUUCAAAGAGUUAGAUCACAACUCAAAAUCAACGCCCUUGACCGAUUCCUCAGACUGCAUUUUAGAAAACCCUACCGAUGUAACUGCAACGAGCUGUACAAAAAACGACAACACACUGAUUCAGAAUAAUCAACAACUUAGACAAAAUUUAGAAAGAAAGGUCAAAAGGAACUCAGCACGAGGAUCAUCAGGAAUAAAUAAUGCAAGAGACCAGCUGAUAGAAGAAAAUCUGUUAAAAAAAGCAAAUGGAAUAACAAAAUCGGAAUACCAAAUCACAAUAAAGGCUUUGGUUGAAGAAGUUGAACGCCUAUCUGGCAAGAAAAUCUCUGAUUACCUGCAAUUAACAAAGCUGCAGAAGCUGAUUACCAAUAGCAAUGACGAUAUGGCAGACGAUGUGUUUAAUUACCUGAUGCCAAACUUCGAUAUGCCCCAUAGAAAUUAUGAGUGAUUUCUUACAGAUAGCGAAUAAAGAAUAUUGCAUUUUU